AUGGCUUUUUCUCCUCGGUUGUUGUUGCUUCUGACUGCCGUCAGCGGACUGCUGACGGGGAGUUGGUCUUUUGACGAAGGGAAUGAUAAUUGCUGUCCUGAAGGCUGGACUCAGUUGAACGACCGCUGUUUCAUCUUCGACAAGCAUGACUUUAACUUUGUAACUGCAGAGACAAUAUGCAUCAUUCUCGGUGGGAACCUGGUGUCCAUUCACAGCAAACUGGAAAAUACCCUUGUGAGACAACUGAUUUUCAGAAGCACUGGCGCAAAUGGCCUAACCUGGAUUGGAUUCACUGACACAGUCAUGGAGGAUUCCUUUAUUUGGACCGAUGGCUCAAUUGUGGAUUUCACCAACUGGGGAACCAACCGUCCUAACAACAACAAUGGAAACCAGAACUGUGCAGUAAUCAACUUGAGAGGAGAGGAUACCUGGAACGAUGUCCGAUGCAUUGGGAGGAGACCCUUUGUUUGUGCCAGAGAUGUGAAACAUUCCCAUUAAAUCUUCCUGAGCAGUUUUUUCCCCCACAGUUUGCGUUAGACCGCUAAGAAAAUAACUUUACGCCAUUGCCACCUGUGUGCAUUAUUCACAUCAUAUUUUUCAUUUGCUUGUGUAAACCUGCUCAAAUAAAGUGCUUCUGUGUUAGACCACAGUUUCUUUCUUCCAUUUUGUCAGAAUAAUUGUAUAUAAGUUAUCACAAUUCAUUACCAUGAGUUGAUUAACGUGGACUUAAACAAGUUGAAAAACUUAU
Molecule: messenger RNA, 748 nt
Organism: Nerophis lumbriciformis (worm pipefish)
Lineage: Eukaryota; Metazoa; Chordata; Actinopteri; Syngnathiformes; Syngnathidae
Product: ladderlectin-like
Source: RefSeq, a predicted model, not a curated record